UUCUAAAAUCUCAACUCUGUGUAGUACCCCGAAUAGUUUCAUUCAAUAAAACCAUGUCAAAACUAGGUGAUGAUGAGUUGGCCUUAAUUAUCAGCUGGGUUAUUGAUCAGAAUGACAGACAAUCAUUCUCUCUAGUAUGCAAGCAAUGGCUUAGUGUAGAAGGCCAGGCUCGUUUAUCAAUUCGCGUUUUUGAACCCGAACUACUCCAUAAAUUCUUGCCCAGAUUCCCAAAUUUGUUAACUUUUGAGUCUUCAAAACGAAUCACCAACAACCACCUUGAAUUCAUAGCCAAUACAUGUCCUAAACUUGAGUUUCUCAAUCUCAAGCAACAAUCAGCUGAAAGCCAAAAACUUGAUGGGUUUGAUGACUUAUUAGAUUUUGAUGAUGUUGGUGUUUUAGCUAUUGCGAAUGGCUGUUGCAAAUUAUGUAAAGUGUUGUUUAGAAGGAGAAGGAGGGUUGGGAAUGUUGGGGUUAUUAGUCUUGUCAAGUGUGCACAAAGUUUGAGUGUUUUAGAUUUGGGGCGGUGUAGUUUGAUAAACGAUUCAUCACUUGAAGCAAUUGGGUGUAUGAAUUCAAUUCGGGCUUUGAAUUUAGAAGGUUGUUCUUUAGUUACUGAUAAAGGUUUGAACUUUUUGGCAACCGGGUCUUCUUCAAGGACAUUAAAGAGGUUGGUUCUUGCAGAAUGUGAUAGACUUACUGAUUUCGGGGUGUCAUUGUUGCAGGGGAUGUGUUGUUUGGAGGAGUUGAAUUUGGCUGAAUGUGGGCCAAAAGUGACAGAUAAUGGAGGUACGGCAGUUGCCUCGAUUGCUAGUCUUAAAAGAAUGAAUCUUUCAUGGUUGAUCAAUGUGUCAGAUAUUACACUUGUUGCAAUAGCUGGGAAUUGUAGGAAUUUGGUAGCUCUUGAUUUAACUGGGUGUGAGAUGAUUACUGGAGCUGGCAUUCGUGCCCUUGGUUAUCAUGAGUGUUUGGAAUCAUUAGUGUUGGCUUCUUGUUACACCAUUUGUGGGGAUGAUGUGGAUAUGGUGUUGAAAUGCAAGUCAUUGAGGUCUAUUGUGCUUGAUAAAGGAUUGAAGAUGUGGGUACCAAUGAGGAUGCAGGAAAACAUUAGCAGGUUUUGUCAGCUGCAUUGGAGAUAACGAUGAUGGAUAAAAAGAGGGCAAAAAAUGUUUAUGCUGGAUACCUGGGAUUAUACAGUUUCUGUGGAGACCAGAGAAGGGGAGAAAAAAAAAAGUUUCUGUAUUUCCAUAGGUAGAAAGAUUCUUUAACCUGCAAGAGUGUGUUUAUUUCGUUUUCUAUAGUAACUUGUUUACAUUGAUGAAAUUUAUCCCUGCUUCUUUAGUUAUUAAUAGUUGGUUUCCUAUUAAUCCGUGAAGUCAAAUUUGACGGACGAAAUCAAGGUUGAGCUAGAAAGUUGUUCAGGGCAUACAGAUAGUAGCACUAAGACGUUGAUGAUCGUCAUUACUCUAUCUGGGAAGAUAAGAAUUAAUGUCGGUGUGUCAAGUUUUUAUCCCAUAAGUUUAAGGAGCUCUUUAUCCUUUACCAUCAGAGGCAGACGAUCUGUUGUUUUACACUCCGCAUAAAAACCGGUGUCCUUCCCAAUGCUGCCUUGUCGUAACUGAAUUAAUAGCAGCUUGUAUUCUUUUCAAACAACCAAAUUUUGGGGGUACAUUGAUAUGGAUUUUGGCUCACCACGCUGCCAAAGGAAGACAAAGCAUCAGCCCUCUAUGAGGUCAUUUUCUACAAAACUAGAACUGUUUUAGAUGAGAUGGAAAAAAAACAUCUCAAGGUAGUUCCUGCUGCUCGCGAUUCACUUUAUUUGCUGUGUGACUUAUGGGCAUCCCUGCAAAGUGAUUCUCUUAUAAUCAUUAUUACCUUUAAGGCUUGGGAUGACUCCAUUCAACUCUACAAAGACAAGAAGAAUUAACUGAUCUCUAUUUACUAUGUGAAGCUCAUCAACAGAGUAACAGAGCUUCAUACAUGUGUUGUCAAGUUUGUUUGUUGAAUGUGUGGAGGAUAGUCGAAAUUAUGGAUAGAAGGGCUGUGAACUUUGUGAUUGAUCUAGAUAAUGGAAUAAUGUACACCAGAGACUUCUUGGCUGUCAAAUUUACAGUCUGAUCACUAUCUGGAGCUAUACGCGAAGGAGAAGCUAAGCAACAGUUGAACUGAAGCUCCAAGGGCAAUGAAUACGUGGUUUCUGCACUGAGUUUACAAACUUCUUUGCUAGAUAACUUCAGACAGUAAAUAUGGUCAAUACACAUCCGUGUUUGUUAAUCACUCUUUUCAAUUGCUCUAGUGUCGGCUUUUUUGUUCCAUAGGAGCAAUCCGAGGGUAGUCAAGUGUCUCAGAUUGAGAGUCGAUGAUUCUGGAAACCGUUCGAUUUGGUCUAAUGAUGCAAGUGCAGGAAUCAAAUCCUGCAAUAAAAAGUAACAUUUGAAA
Populus euphratica (Euphrates poplar) is the source of this 2436-nucleotide messenger RNA. RefSeq names its product F-box/LRR-repeat protein 4-like. The record is from RefSeq and is a predicted model, not a curated record. NCBI's taxonomy places the organism in Eukaryota, Viridiplantae, Streptophyta, Magnoliopsida, Malpighiales, Salicaceae. Gene Ontology annotation, molecular function: protein binding. Gene Ontology annotation, cellular component: SCF ubiquitin ligase complex. Bases 54 to 1136 code for a protein of 360 amino acids. Gene Ontology annotation, biological process: SCF-dependent proteasomal ubiquitin-dependent protein catabolic process. The transcript has 3 exons.